AUGUUUCCUCGCGAAGAGCCAGUUUUGCAAUUGCGGAGUUUUAUUCUGCUGGCUGCCUCUCUGGGUUUUGUGAUCCGUGAUGCUACGGGUGAUGUUAUUAUGGCUGGUUCUAAUUCGUUAGGGUGCUACACUUCUAUCUUUCAAGUGGAAGCCUGGGGGUUGCUAGAAGCUGUUCGGGGUGCCCAUUCCUUGAAUCUUUCCAAUGUUGUGAUUGAGGGGGAUAACCUUGUAGUCGUUAAUGCGGUCAAUAAGAUUUGGCAGAUUCCUUGGGAAAUUGACAAUAUUAUUUGUGAUGUAGGUUUGGAGCUCUUGAAGUUCAAUUCGGUGUCUAUGAAGCAUUGUUUUCGAGAGGCUAAUCGAGCGGCAGAUUUCAUGGCUCAUCGGGGUCAUGCGGUUUCCUCUUUGUGUUUUAGCUUCCCUCCUUAUGAUAUGGAUUUUUCUCUCCUCAUCCGUAAGGAUGUUUUAGGUUGGCCUCCGGAUUAG
This is a messenger RNA of Beta vulgaris subsp. vulgaris (sugar beet), 483 nucleotides long. RefSeq lists its product as uncharacterized. Lineage: Eukaryota; Viridiplantae; Streptophyta; Magnoliopsida; Caryophyllales; Amaranthaceae. Bases 1 to 483 code for a protein of 160 amino acids. Gene Ontology annotation, molecular function: RNA-DNA hybrid ribonuclease activity; nucleic acid binding. The record is from RefSeq and is a predicted model, not a curated record. The transcript has 2 exons.